GCAACCAUUGCACAUUAUAAUUCUCUCCUUCACCACCCUCAACCUCUUCAUUAAUUCCUCUCUCAACCUCAGCAGACAUGAAGCUUCCCCGUCGACCAUGGCGACCUAUCACCGCCGCCCACUGCUGCACCGUCAAAGGCACCCCCAUCGCACUCAACAACCUCACCCGAUGCCGCCCAACUCGCUCCGAAUUCUCCAAGAAAGUAUCUGAAGCCUCAUCUUUUCGUCGACUCUCCUUCUCCGAUCUCAGCAGCUCCUCGUCUGUUCGAUUCAACACUGAUGACUUUGUGAACUCUUUUGGGGCUGGGUUGUUUGCAUUCACGGUGGGAGAGCUGAGUGCGAUAACUCAAGGUUUUUGCAGUGAUUACUUGCUUGGUGAGGGAGGGUUUGGGACUGUGCAUAAAGGGUAUGUUGAUGAUAAGUUGAGGCCUGGCCUUAAAGCGCAGGCUGUUGCCGUCAAGAUUUUGGAUGUUGAGGGGCUGCAGGGGCACAGGGAGUGGCUGGCAGAGGUAAUAUUUCUGGGUCAGCUAAGGCAUCCGCACUUAGUGAAACUUAUUGGGUACUGCUGCGAAGACGAAGAGCGCCUCCUCGUCUAUGAAUUCAUGCCUCGAGGCAGCCUAGAGAACCAUCUUUUCAAGAGGAUGUCGAUAACUCUGUCAUGGGGAACAAGGCUGAAGAUUGCAAUUGGAGCAGCAAAAGGACUUGCAUUUCUGCACGGAGCAGAGAAACCUGUCAUUUAUCGCGAUUUCAAAGCAUCCAACAUCUUGCUAGACUCUGAUUUCACCGCGAAAUUAUCGGAUUUUGGGCUUGCGAAAAUGGGGCCUGAGGGUGAAGAGACUCAUGUUACUACUAGAGUUAUGGGGACUCAUGGGUAUGCAGCGCCAGAAUAUGUUAUGACAGGUCAUCUAACAACCAAGAGCGACGUCUACAGCUACGGCGUAGUCCUCCUCGAGCUCCUAACAGGCCGUCGAUCCAUGGACAGGUCCAAACCAAAGCCCGAACAAAAGCUCGUCGACUUUGCCAAGCCCUAGCCAGCAGCCGCCGACUCCGCCUACAUCAUCGACCCAAGACUCGCAGGCCAGUACUCCGUUAGGGGCGCACGCGUCACCGCGACGUUAGCGUUGCAGUGUAUAAGCCCAACGCCGAAGGACAGGCCGAAGAUGCCGCAGGUUGUUGAAGUUCUUGAGGGGUGUGAAGGAUUGAAGGAUAUGGCGGCAAGCGUAGGGUUGUCUGCGACGACAGGGGUAGCCGGAAGGAAUGCUGUUUCGGCCAAAGUUAGGGUGGAUGGUCGACGAAGGGUGGGGUCGGUUUCAGGAAAAUUAGCUUGAAGGACGGUUUGAGGAUGAAGCUGUUGCACAUAUAUAUAUACGUGCGACGUUUGAAUUUGGAGAUGUUUGCAUAUAUGCAUGUUGUGUUUUAAAUGAAAUUCCUCUGUUCUGAACAAUUUGGUUGUUGGAACUCUCGGGUAAAUUGCAUCACUCAUCUGUUUUGAGCUAUUUGAUGUUGUUUCUGCCGGCGAGGUUGAAAAGAUUGAGAGAAAUGAGUGAU
Messenger RNA from Asparagus officinalis (garden asparagus), 1548 nucleotides. Its product is annotated as probable serine/threonine-protein kinase PBL15. The record is from RefSeq and is a predicted model, not a curated record. Gene Ontology annotation, molecular function: ATP binding; protein kinase activity. Gene Ontology annotation, biological process: protein phosphorylation. Lineage: Eukaryota; Viridiplantae; Streptophyta; Magnoliopsida; Asparagales; Asparagaceae.